AUGGCAUCUCUGAAGGAGGGCACGGUCUACAGCCCCGACCAGAAAGACAUUAGCGAGCUGGAGAAGGUUGGCGAGAGUUACGCUGUGGAGAACCCCGGCGAGGUGUUUGACCAGAGCGAAUACCGCGCCCUGGGAUGGAUUCCUGCUGCUGUUAUACUCCUGAAGUUGUGCUUCGCCACGGGCGUCCUGGCGAUUCCUGCAACGUUCAGCGUCCUCGGCUAUGUUCCGGGUCUGAUCGUACUCCUCGGCUUCGGGGCUCUGACGACAUACUAUGCUUAUAUCAUGUACGUCUUCCGGAUGCGAUAUGCCGGCAUCCAUAACAUUGCGGACGCAGCCGGCAUGGUGGGCGGCCCCGUCUUGCGCGAGGUGGCUGGCGCUCUGUUCAUUGUAGCCUGGACGUUGGCAUCGGGGGCAGGUUUCAUUGGCCUCGCGCAGGGGUUUAAGGCCCUCUCCGGUCACAACGUCUGUAACACCGUGUGGACACUGGUUGCCGCCGUUUGCACUGCUCUUCUGGCCAGCAUCCAGACCCUGGGAAGGCUCACCAUCUUUACCUGGAUCGGCUUUGCCUCUCUUUUCACCGCCGUCUUCAUCAUCGUUAUCGGAGUAACGCAAGUCGAUCGACCUGCUGCGGCUCCGCAGGCGGGACCCUUUGACAUUGAUGUGGUCACUUUCGGUGCCCCAGCGAUUGCGCCCGGGCUCACCGCUGCGGUCAAUAUUUUCGGUCAGUCGCCUCCCUCCGUACGGGUUCGUAUACACGGCAUGCUCACGACUCACUCAGCGGCCUUCUCGUCCACACCAACAUUUAUGCCCGUCAUUGCGGAGAUGAAAGCGCCUAGAGACUUUAGGAAGUCUCUUUUCUCUUCUCAGAUUGUGCUCAUCAUCUGCUAUGUCACGAUGUCACUUGUCGUCUACCUCUAUUGCGGCAAAUAUGUGGCAAGCCCUGCCCUGGGCAGUGCAGGAGGCCUUCUCAUGAAGAUUGCCUAUGGCAUUUCCAUCCCGGGCUUCAUCAUGACGUGCACGCUCUGGGUCCACCUCGCAGCCAAGACCUUAUUCGUCCGUAUUCUUCGCCAUUCGGAGCAUCUGCAGAAUCACAGUUUCAUCCACUGGGCUGUAUGGCUGGGUUCCACGAUCGGCAUCAGCUCACUCGCGUUCCUCUGCGCCGGGGCUGUUCCCUUCUUCAGCUACCUGAUCGGACUGAAUGGCGCCCUUUGCUUGGCGCCAACUUGUUUGGUCAUCCCGGCCUGGAUGGGGCUCUACAUGGACUGGGAGCUCCGACGCACGAGCUGGACGAAGACGGGGAUUUGCUAUCUCCACAUCUUCACGGUCAUCAUCGGGCUGUUCAUGACGGUCGGCGGCACGACGACCACGAUACAGAGCAUCGUUGACGCCUACAAGGCCGGCAGUUUUGGGACACCCUUUAGCUGCACAUGA
This is a messenger RNA of Verticillium alfalfae VaMs.102, 1431 nucleotides long. Its product is annotated as neutral amino acid transporter. Gene Ontology annotation, biological process: amino acid transmembrane transport. NCBI's taxonomy places the organism in Eukaryota, Fungi, Ascomycota, Sordariomycetes, Glomerellales, Plectosphaerellaceae. The transcript has 9 exons. Gene Ontology annotation, molecular function: amino acid transmembrane transporter activity. Bases 1 to 1431 code for a protein of 476 amino acids. The record is from RefSeq and is a predicted model, not a curated record. Gene Ontology annotation, cellular component: vacuolar membrane.